AUGGUUGAAGGAAUAUUGUCCAAGGCAUUUUGGGUUGUUUAUGCCACAGUAUUUGCAGCUGCAACGGUGGUUUACGGGCAACAAGUUCCAUGUUACUUCAUCUUCGGAGAUUCAACUUUCGAUAGUGGUAACAAUAAUAACUUGCAAUCUAAGGCAAAAGUUAACUAUUCACCUUACGGUAUAGACUUUCCCGAAGGCCCGACCGGCAGGGAUUUUAUUCCACCAUUCGCCGGAGCAUCACCCAAACAAGCACACAUAGGGAUGAACUAUGCUUCUGGUGGAGGCGGACUUCGUAAAGAAACUAGUAAACAUUUGGGUGGACGAAUCAGUCUAAGAAAGCAAAUACAAAACCACAAGAAGGCGAUAAAGAAAGCAAAGGUGCCAGUACAAAGACUGGAACAAUGUCUCUAUACAAUCAACAUCGGAAGCAACGAUUACAUCAACAACUACUUCAUGUCAGAACUGUACAACACGAGUAGCCUUUUUGACCCUAAUGAAUAUGCAUAUUCUCUCAACCGACUCUAUCGUACUCACUUGAAGAGGUUACACAGUCUAGGAGCGAGAAAGAUAGCACUUUUCUCGAUCAGUCUGAUAGGUUGCACACCAAAGAUGAUUGUGUCCCAUGGUGGCGGCCAAGGUUGCGCGAAAGAUGUGAACGCUGCCGUGGCAAUCUUCAAUAAUAACCUAAAAGACCUUGUAAAUGAUUUCAACAAAAAUUUCAAAGGUGCUGAGUUCACCUACGUCGAUAUUUUCUCUGCUGGAGAUCCCUUAGCUUUCGCUCGUUUAGGAUUUAAGGUUGGAGACAAGGGUUGUUGUACAUUAUCUCCCGGGGAAGAACUUUGUGUACCAAACAAACCGGUUUGUGCAAACCGGUCUGAGUAUCUCUUUUGGGAUGAUAUUCACAGCUCUGAAGCCACCAAUAAGAUGGCGGCUAUAGGCUCGUUUUAUGGACCUCUAG
This is a messenger RNA of Eruca vesicaria subsp. sativa (arugula), 958 nucleotides long. The record is from the annotation of a GenBank genome assembly. Lineage: Eukaryota; Viridiplantae; Streptophyta; Magnoliopsida; Brassicales; Brassicaceae.